Molecule: messenger RNA, 1457 nt
Organism: Plodia interpunctella (Indianmeal moth)
Lineage: Eukaryota; Metazoa; Arthropoda; Insecta; Lepidoptera; Pyralidae
Exons: 10
Coding region: 110-1399 (429 amino acids)
Source: RefSeq, a predicted model, not a curated record
UAUCAGAAAACAAUUAGCGCGGCAAACUAACGAGCGUUUAUUUUAUCUGCCAAUUUAUUUUUAAUUGUGCGUGUUGGUGACUCUGUAAAGGCAUUCGGCCGCGGCCGCCAUGUGGGUCACCACAGUAGUUGUUGCGGUUAUUAUAAGCUUUAUUCCCCACUGCAAUGGCCGCGGUCACUACAACAACCAAUCAGCGCACGAGUUUACGACGCCGCCCGAUGAGAUCGUGCCGAUGUUGCCCGACGAGGGCUUUCAGACGACGACCGUCAUCGCGGGCCUGAUGCCGGACUCCUUCGGCGAGAUGUUCAACUUCCUAGACGGAGACAGCUUUGGGAUUGGCCCAAUGCACGAGUUCGUAUACGGCUGGCAAGCGAUAGUGAACACUAUGAGUAUGAAGAAUAACGUCGAAGUUCGCAAGCGGGCGGGUCUGCAGCGGUUUGCGUUAGCUGGUAUCAACGGAAUUACCCUGAUAUCUCAUAUUGGAGUGACUGAGAUCAUGAUCAACGGUACUCGAACCUACUGCUUCGGUGGGGUGUCUCGACCACCGGGCAGGAGGAGCGUUAUUUGCAAGGGAGCAAUGUACCAAGAGGGUCGGUUCAGCUGCCAAGUGCCGUACCUCCGGUUCCCGACUGUCCUUGGCUACAGGUACUGCAUCGACAAGUACGCCGCAGUCAACACUGUCGACGGAACUCAUAAAAGAACAUACUGCGCCCGCGGGGAGUCGAUACCUAAGUUCCAUUACGACUACAUCUGCGAGAGACGGGACAUCAAGAUAAAACAUGUCAACUUUUCGGACCCCAACGAGAAGUUCAACAUACGGAACCCGGUCGUGCGCCGCGCGGAGUACUACAGGGCGCCUUAUGACAUCUUGAAGGUCUGCCCUGAUUGGUACGGCUGCAAUCUCCGCAUCUCUCCAGACAUGAUCCACCAGGAGCUGCCCACUGGUUUGAUGGACACCAACGAGACAGCGUUCGUUGGCCACGGCGGGAAAUAUUGGCUUGCUUUGUACUACACGCAGCUGUCUACAUAUGCGGUAUACUUCCAAGCUCACGGCGAGUACCCGUGGCAGUCCAACAGGCCGAUACUGUCUAUAGACAAAGGUGGAAUAUGGGAGCAACUCUUGAAGGCCAACAUUGGCCCAGACAUGAACCUCCACUACAAUCUCAACGGCAUCUUCAACCGGUAUCCAGGACAACCCAUGCCGCCUGAUCUGAUGAGGAAUGAGGGCCAGGUGCAACCAGCCAACUUCAUCACGGAUAUGCGGGAGUCGGGAGCCGAGCAGGUCCGCAUCGGAAAUGCUCAUUUGUCGCAGGAUAUCGACCAACCAGGACAACCUGAAGUCGGCAACAACUUUAACAAGUUUAUACACGAUACCCAGAUACAGGCUCAGAUGGGUUAAGGAAAUAUCGAGCUUGCUCACUUUAUAUGAAUUUUAAAAUAAAUUUACUUCAAUUUUU